AUGGCAUCCAGUGUUCCUAAAACGAUGAAGGCGGUCAUACUCGAGCAGAAUGGUGGCCCAGACGAGCUUCAUUACAAAACAGACUAUCCUACACCAGCACCCGGACAAGAUGAAGUCUUGGUUAAAAACGAAGUCAUUGGCAUCAAUUAUAUCGACACAUAUUUCCGGACUGGCCUAUACCCUUUACCCAGUAAGCCUGCCAUCAUUGGUCAAGAAGCAUCAGGCACGAUUUCGGCCGUUGGCCCCGGCUCAAAGUCACACAGAUUUGAAGUUGGGGAUCGUGUUGUGUGGAUGAAGUUUGGGUCUUACGCUGAAUAUUCUGCUGUUUCUGCCGAAAAGACGAUCAAGAUUCCAGAUGGAAUAAGCAAUGAGGAUGCUGUUGGUGGCUUUUUAAUGGGUAUGACCGCUCUGAGCCUGGUCAAAGAAGCGUAUCCAGUCCAGAAGGGAGAUUGGGUUAUGCUUCACGCCGCAGCAGGUGGGGUAGGUUUACUCAUGUGCCAGCUACUGAGGGCGAUUGGCGCCAAAACAAUCGCUACGGCAGGGGGCGCAGAGAAAUGUGAGCUUGCAAGGAAGCAUGGUGCCGACCAUGUGAUUGAUUACAGGAGCACUGGGGCCCCAAAAUGGUUAGAUGAAGUAAAAAGACUCACAAAUGAUGAGGGUGUAGCUGUUGUCUACGAUUCCGUGGGAAAAGAUACCUGGGAAAACAGUUUGGAGGCUGCUCGCAGGAAAGGCAAAGUUGUCUUCUAUGGAAAUGCGAGUGGUCCGGUUCCGCCCUUUCCAAUUGCCAGACUGUCGGCCAAGAAUAUUUCAGUCAUCAGGCCUACGUUGAUGGGUUAUACUUACACGAGGGAGGAAUUCGAGUAUUACGCCAAUGAGCUCUUCCAGCUUGUCAAGUCAGGCGACUUGAGGAUUAGGAUACAUGAUACGUACAAGCUGGAAAAUGCUGCACAGGCCCAUAGAGAUUUGGAAGCAAGGAAAACCACGGGAAAGUUAUUGCUCAAGCCGUGA
Endocarpon pusillum Z07020 is the source of this 1008-nucleotide messenger RNA. RefSeq lists its product as uncharacterized. The record is from RefSeq and is a predicted model, not a curated record. Lineage: Eukaryota; Fungi; Ascomycota; Eurotiomycetes; Verrucariales; Verrucariaceae. Gene Ontology annotation, biological process: cellular response to oxidative stress. The transcript has a single exon. Gene Ontology annotation, cellular component: cytoplasm. Gene Ontology annotation, molecular function: quinone reductase (NADPH) activity. Bases 1 to 1008 code for a protein of 335 amino acids.